AUGGUUACCAAGAAGGGGACAUACUCUAGCCGUUCCGGCAAAUCAGCGGUUCCGGACUUUCUAGCUUACAAAGAAGACAAGGCGCAGAAGGUACCGGAGUAUGGAGAACGCGACUCCAAGCGUUAUGCAACAGGCUCACCACGACCACCUGAUGGAUAUGCAAGUUCUGCAAAAUCUAGAAUAUCCAAAGUCUACGGAUCGACAUCUAGGGCAUUGCAAAUUCCUGAGAGCUCAUCUAGAGCCUCGGAUCCCUUUGCACUGCCCACCAGCACUGCUUUAGUACCCUAUACAGGUGGUCGGAAAUACUAUGACAAUGCACUAGUAGCUGGCAGCUCCAACAGCCGCAGAGACUAUGGUCGUCCGCCAACAGCUGGUGGCUCCAGACCUUCUCGCGGCGGCAAAGACUAUGGCCCGUUACCAAUCGCCGGCCGCUCUCGCCGACGACGCGUCCAUUUUGACGAAGAGAGAGAUGAUCGUAGAUCAUCCAGCCGCGCCCGCCGAAGACGGCACCGACGUCAACGAGAAUUGGAACGUACCGACUUAGCAAUAUGUUGCCGUGACUGCUGCACUUUAGCACCGCGUGCACAAAUCCCACCGCUACUACCAGAGUAUGGUCCGGUAUCUGAUGCGACCCUCUACCAGCUCCAUAUGGUUUCAGGCAUACCUCUGUACAGACUUGAGUAUCUGAGUGACUAUGACCUUAUCACCGAAGGCCCAUGCGGCUCAUUGGGAAUUCUGUUCCCCAUGCUACCCUGCGAUAUUCGUGAUGCUAUUUCGAGUGGACGUUUUUCAAUCCGCCCAGUGCAGGUGGCUACGGUAACCACUGUGAAUGUGUACACAACAUAUGAGUUAUACUGAUUUAGAAGGAAUGAUAGAAUAGCUUGAUUCUUACAGUUCAUAUGCACCAUCUCCUCUUGACAAUUUGUUAUUUUCAAUUGGUUUAUCUUUAUUUCUAUUUUUUUUCAGCCAUUUAUCUUACGGAACAAUUUGGAACUAGGUAUCUGGCAGUGCUCGGGUUUAGAAAAUACAUUUAGGUUUUUUCCCGUAGGAUAGGAUCUACCUACCUCUUCUAGGUCGUUUCCCACGGCAUGGCAUAUUUACUGAUAUUAACUGUGCCUUGCAAGCUUUGAUACUAAAGCGGCUAACCGUAGCUAAAAUGACAUUGUUGCGGCCCUGCUGGACGCAACUACCUGGUCGAAUACCCAAACUGAUGCAGAGCGAUACUUCUACACUCCUUAGCAUGUACUCCGUACCAAGCGGUCAUAUCCCAGUAGGUAAGAGAUUCUUGCUCCGUAUAUGCAUCUCAAUGCCCGACUAUAUCCCGCUGCUUUUUACUGCACCGAAAGAUAUAUCGCUCAACGAACUUCCUUAGCUUUCUCAAUGAGAUUUAUAACAGACCAGAUGCCCAUUUAGCAAGCAGGUUGUACACAUAUAUUUCCCCUCUUUCCCUCUAUUAAAUGCAUCAUAUGGGCUCUCCUUAAUUAUGCUACCGAACUAGCUUGUUCUUAAUACCAGGAGAUAUAGCCAUUGAAGCCGUUAGUUACAUAUGCAUCAAAGAGUUCCCCAGACAUUCGGCAGCAAGGGCCGGAGUUAAGUAUGAGACAACCGGAUGGGACCCUCACCCAGACGACUCCGUGGGCCAUGACAGUAACUGUGGCAACAUUGGGAGCGUGCCUGAUUUGCCUCUGUCCACUCCCAUUUGACGUGUAAACCGGUUAUGCUUCAAAUUGGCAGCAGAAGGGGAUCCUGCCUUGUCACGGUUUGUCCUGACGACAUCCAUCAAAGCUGAUGAUUACAUAUGUAGAGGAUAAGGCCCCAUUACUCGACCUCUGUGGUUCUAGGGUUACCUGGACAAACACGGCUGAGCUAGCGAGUUAGCGAGCAAGCUCUCUGUCUAACGGCGUUCUUGUGCCGUGAAGUACAUUUGCAGGCGGCG
Messenger RNA from Trichophyton rubrum CBS 118892, 1936 nucleotides. RefSeq lists its product as uncharacterized. The coding region runs from base 1 to 858 and encodes 285 amino acids. The record is from RefSeq and is a predicted model, not a curated record. Lineage: Eukaryota; Fungi; Ascomycota; Eurotiomycetes; Onygenales; Arthrodermataceae. The transcript is spliced from 2 exons.